This is a messenger RNA of Caenorhabditis bovis, 8376 nucleotides long. The record is from the annotation of a GenBank genome assembly. Lineage: Eukaryota; Metazoa; Nematoda; Chromadorea; Rhabditida; Rhabditidae.
AUGUGCUCUAGUUUUUACAAAUACGUCAAUGGUUCAUGCAUAACUGACAAAAGCAAAAGUCUCGGAAAACACUGCCGAAGUGGUGGAGAUUGUCGCGGACAAGGCGAAUUCUGCUCAUCAUUUUCGAUUUGUAUGUGCUUGAGCACUCACGUUGACGUCGGCAGCCAAUGCAAACCAGUAAUCUACCCUGGUCAAUUUGGUUGUGAAGAUUCCUUGCAAUGUAGCAAAGGCUUUCCUGGAGCCGAAUGCGACGUUUCUAGAACAUGCGUCUGCCCUCAUGGAAUGUUCGUCAGCCAGCAAACAUGCGUGACAAGUGAUAUUCACACGGCUCAAUCUUCUUUAAUCAACGACAUGAUGUUGCACAAUGUGCUCAUGGCAGAUCAUAGAAUGAUUAAUAAAUCAGACUUCAAAGGUAAUUUCUACCGUAGGAAAGGAUAUGAUACGUCAAGAACUUAUUUAAUCGAGCCAGAUGGAAUUUGUUCGUAUGAUAACCAAUGUGCUGGCUAUCCUCUGUCCAUCUGUGACGGCGUUUGCAAAUGUGUCCAAGGGUCACUGAACACGGGAACGACUUGUAUUUCAUCAUCAACAGCUCUCCAGUCUUCUAUUUCGUGUCCGGCUGGACAAACAUAUAUUCGCGAAGCAGGAGUAUGCAUGACAGCACAACAUCCCGGAGAACCUUGUCAAUAUUCUCAGCAAUGCUCAGCCUUAGAACCCGGAGCAUAUUGCUUGAAAAUGAGAUGCGAAUGCGUGUAUGGAAUGAAAAAAAGCAGCAAUGGUUGUACGUUUGUCAACAAUGAUUGCAAGGAACGAGGCCAUAUAUUCAUUAGUGAAACUGGGGAAUGCAAAAAAGUAAUUCCUCCCGGUGGCAAAGGAUGCUCUCACAAUCUCCAAUGUUCUGGUGCUUACCCGGAUGCAACAUGUUUCAUGCAGACUUGCACUUGCCCUCCAAACCUGCCGGUUGCAGUGGACGGAACAUGUGGAAGAUCGUGUCCAGAAGGAAAAGUUUACUCCGGCGUUACUGGCGAAUGCCUCCCUGAAGUCCAACCUGGAGAUGUUUGCUUGUAUUCAUCGCAGUGCCAAUCAGUAUUUGGCGGUAUGGUGUGCGAUAAGAAUAUUUGUCGAUGCCCAAAUGGAUUGAUGUUCGAUGGAUCCAAGUGUUCACAAACCUGCCCACCACAUAGAAGAUUGAUUCAAAAAGAUAUCUGUGUAGAUGCUUGUUCGGGAGAUACAAUUGAGGCAAAUGGAAGAUGUCUCAGUAUGGUUGAAAUUGGACAACCUUGCACUACUAGCUCACAAUGCAGACAUGGAAGCUUCUGCCAGAAUGGAGCAUGCCUCUGUCCACCAGGAUUUUUUGUCGUAGACAAUCAAUGUCAAGCAGUGGAGAGCGAUCCAAACGGAUCAUGUGCUAACAAUGAAAAAUGUACAAAGGGAUCGGUUUGUUAUAAUGGAAGAUGUACCUGCCCAAGAAAUCAAGAAUUAGUUGGAGGAAGAUGCCAGCCAACCAGAGCAGCUGUUCGUGCUUAUAACAACGCACUAACUAACAUUAAACGAAUACGUCUCAAGUUUGCAAGCCAACCAAGAUUAAACGAAACAGAUAGAACUAAUAAUGUUCCAAUUGGUAGUGCGUGCGUUCGUGUUGGGGUUAAUUGCGAUGGAGGAUCCGUAUGUGUUGCUGGAUUCUGUGUUUGCCCACUUGGAAAAACUCCAAGAAAUGGAAUCUGCGUGAAACACGUUAUUGCUUUACCCGGGGCUAGCUGCGAACAAGGAGAAGAAUGCAGUGAAAAUAGUUAUUGCAAUGAACAAACUUCGAUAUGUGAAUGUGCAAGCUCAUCUCAAAUGGUUGUGGGAAAUCGGUGUGUAGAACGUCUCAGAUCUCACCCAGGAUAUGGAUGCAGCAUGGGAGAAAUGUGUGUUGGAAAUUCAAUUUGUAUCAAUGAAAAAUGUCAAUGUCCACAAGGAAAAGUUGAAGUAAACAAAAUUUGUGUGGAUUUGCUUAAAGUGAACGUGGGAGAUAACUGCGGAAAAGGAAUGGCUUGCGGAGGAGGAAGUUACUGUAAUCAGGAAACAUCAACGUGUACUUGCCCUAAAGGACAAAAAGAAAUUAAAGGAGAAUGCAAGCAGGUUCAAUUAGUUUACCCCGGAGAAAGAUGUCACGAAGUCACCAAUCGGUGUGCUGGAGGGUCUUAUUGUGUGAGAGGGCGUUGCGAAUGUCCAUACAAUAUGCAUAUAGUGGAUAGAAAAUGCGCUCUACAACCGCAAGCUGCACCUGGAGAGCCAUGCAACGAGAAUAUUGUUUGCACAGGAUCCUCAGUAUGCAGAAACGGUGUAUGUUCCUGCCUGAACGAUAUGGUCAUAAAGGAAAAAAUUUGCGUUCAACGUCGAAAAGUCAGCGUUGGAAGCACUUGUGACAAAUACGAUAUCUGCACUGGAAAUUCCAAGUGCCAGGAUAGUCGCUGCCAGUGCCCAGUUGGACAUGUGGUUAGCAAUGAUGUCUGCGUCCAAAGAAAAACAGUUACCCCUGGUUACCUCUGUAAUCCAGAAGAUAUCUGCAUCGGGCAGUCAGUUUGCAUUCGAGGAGUGUGUCAAUGUAAACCAGAUUACAAACAAAUGCAUAACAUUUGUGUGAAAGCCAAUCAAGGACAUGAAGGAAGUACCUGUUCAAUUAGGGAAGACUGUUCGGAUAAUUUGGCAUGUGUCGAAGGAAAAUGCUCUUGCCCUGAUGGACAAUUUUCAGUUGGAGGAAGAUGUCGCAGCUAUAUUGCUCUUGGAAAUACAUGUGGGACUGAAGACCGCUGUGCCGGAGAUAAUGUUUAUUGCUUCGAUGAUCGCUGCACGUGCAAGCAUGGAUAUGCGAUUUCCAACAACGAAUGCAUCAAGUCCAUUGUAGUACCAAAUGAGCCCGAAACUCCUUCACAAGUGAGAUCUGGUCUAAUUGGUCAUUUCUGUUCAACUGACGAUGAGUGUAAAGUUGCCCAUUCCGCAUGCCUUCGUUCUGUGUGUAUGUGUAAAAUGGGUUAUCGCAUCUUUGGUUCAACUCAAUGCAUACCAAGACUCAAGAAAGAAGAAUUGAAGAGUAUUGAAAUCAAGAGACCAACAAUGGUUAAUAUUGGCGACAAAUGUGAUCAAACAUCCAUUUGCCAAAAAGGCGCAAUUUGUGCUAAAGGAAUAUGUGAAUGUCCUGAGGGAUUUGCUGAAGCUAACGGAGCAUGCACAGCAAUUAAUCCAAAAAUUCGAGUAAUUGUACCACCUCUUUCGUCAUGUGCUCGUGGUGAAAUAUGUUCCGGCAACAGUGAAUGUGUUCAUGGUAUGUGCUUCUGCCAAGAGGAAUUCACAUUGUACCAUGGGAAGUGUCAACCCUUGAAAAAAGUUGAAAAAAUGAGAAUCAUUGAGUCCAAGGGUCGAGUGAGUCAGACGACUACAUCUGCCCCUAUAACCACUGCUACCACGACGCCUACAACGUCUACCACCACUACAACGACUACUACAACAACUACCGAGGCGCUUGUUCAGAAGUUUAUUGAAACCACUUCGACGCCUUCUAUCACUCCAAUAAAGAUUUUAAUGAAAUUAACAACGCCACCAACGAGUACGACUACCCCAGUAACUCCAUUUUGGUUCAAAAUUGUCAAACCUGGGCACCCUUGUGAUUCCUCGUCAUAUUGCACAAAUUGUUCUGUUUGUAUUAGUGGUUUUUGUGUUUGUCCUGAAGGCUUGGAGAUUCAUGGUGAAAGAUGUGUCAGUCAUAUUGACGCGCAAAAGUGCGUCGCAUCUAAUCAAUGCCCUUCUGGUGCAAAUUGUGUUCGUGGUGAAUGCCUAUGCAAACCAGGAUUGGGACUUUCCAGACUCGGCUUCUGCAUUCCAAUUAAUUAUGCGGAUCCCGGAACUUCUUGUUCACAUGGAGAAAAAUGUCGAGGAGAUUCACAUUGCGUUGAUGGCUUCUGCGUAUGCCAAGAUCCAUUGAUUCUAAGGGAAAAUAGAUGCGUUCCAACAUCUCGAGAAAAACGUUACAUUAGUGACACAUUUCACAAAAUGGUGAAAUUCACACCAAGAAAAAAGGCGAAGCUUGGGGAAUUUUGCUCGAAAAAUGAGCAGUGUGCAAAGCAGACGAUAUGCGACAAUGGUCUUUGCACAUGCUCCAAAAACUUACUUCAAUCUGGGUUUGAAUGCGUUCCAAAGUUAUCAGUUAUAACUGUCAUUGUGGGUCCAGGAGAUUCAUGCCGUGGAGCAUUUUGCACAGGAGGAUCAGUUUGUACAAAUCUCAUAUGUAGAUGUCCUGAUGGUUAUUACAAGUUGAAUGAGAAAUGCGCGAAGAAAGAAGCGAGAAUUGGGGCCCCUUGCAGUUUAACAACGCGCUGCUCCGGAGGAUCAGAAUGCGUUUCUUCUUAUUGCCAAUGCCCAGAUAAAUAUAACGCAGAUUUGGACGAAUGCUAUCCAAACGAUCAACCGAAAAAAUCUGUUAAAAGUUUCCCUACCAAAAAAAGUCAAAGUGGGCAAGUUAUUAGUGCUUCUGCCGUCAACUGCCCAAUUGGUUAUGAAUUGGUGAAUGGGAUGUGUGUUAAUAAUGAAAACUUGUCAAUUAUUCAAUUAGCGGAACCCGGUGAUUCUUGCGAAGACGGUAGAAUAUUGUGCACUGGUAACUCUGUGUGUGCAAAUAAUAUUUGCAUAUGCCCCGGAGGCGAAGUUAUACGAAAUAAUACGUGUAUAACUGUCAACUCAUACUCUGCUCCUGGCGAAGUUUGUGACGUGGAAGAUACUAUUUGUACAGGAAACUCUAUCUGCCUUGAUGGAAUCUGCAAGUGUCCUAGCAAUCAGGGUGCUUUAAAUGGAAAAUGCACAAACAUGGGAGUAAUGAUUUGUAUUCCCAGUCAGUGCGGGGUCAAUCAGAUAUGCAUCAACAAUCAAUGUAAUUGCAAAGAGGGAUUUUAUUCCCCAAAUGGCGAUUGCCCUGGCUCAAAUUGCAAUUGUGUGGCAAGGAUUUCAACGAAUCCCACAUGUAUUGGCAACGGAUGCAAAUUAUCUGCAAUUCCCUCACCAUUUUUUGGAAUGCCUGGUCAGAUGUGUGACAUGAGACCUGGCGCAAUUCCAUGCCGAAAUCAAGCUGUUUGCGUCAACAAUUUCUGCGCGUGCCCUUCAAAUCGCGUGAUCAGUGGAAACAAUUGCGUUCAGUAUAUGGGAGACGCGCUACCGGGUCAAUCAUGUAGUGCCGAAGGAAUUAUAUGCCGAGGAGGUUCAACGUGCUAUCAAAAUAUUUGCCAGUGUGAUCCUGGGCUGAUUCCGAUACAAGAGAAAUGCACAAUUCAAAUUCGCAUUACUAUAAAUCCUCGAUUUUUUGUUACAACUCAACCAAGUAUUUUUGAUUUAUUACCUGGUCAACCAUGCGAUCCGAGCUGCUCGUUUCAGCCUUGUCUGCAAAGAUGUAGCGGUGGGUCAUCUUGUAUCGCUUCUAUUUGCACUUGUCCAACUGGAAGCUAUGUUUUCAACAAUUUGUGUACUCCAGUGGUAGAUAAUAAUAACUAUACUAGAACGGCAAGACCGGGAGACUUCUGCGACAAUCAAAUAGUUUGUAUUGGGGGUUCAUCAUGCAUAAUUGGAACAUGCGCUUGUGAUUCCGGUUACACUCCGAGUGCCGAUCGGACUUCGUGCGUUCUCAUUGAUCGUUAUGGUGUUCGCUCAAGAAGCUAUCCAACUUCAUAUUGCACUUUUGAUACGGAUUGUAGUAACGGCAGCAUAUGUGUUGACAAACGAUGCACAUGUCGGGUUGGAGAUGAAAUGGUUAAUGGGAAAUGUCAAACAGCGAAUCAACCGGGCUCCCGCUGUCAUACAAGCUAUUGUAGUAACGAGGCAGAAUGUUACAAUGGUUAUUGUGUGUGUGCAAAAACUCAUUUCUCCAAUGCGACUCUGCACUGCGUUCCAAACCACGAAACAAUGAAUAAGCUUAUAUACCCUGGAUCGAAGUGCGACAAAUCUCAGAUAUGUCUGAACAAUUCAAAAUGCCUCUUAGGAUUCUGUGUUUUUCCAUCUGACACAAGCGAUCAAAGUCUUGGGUUGCUUGAUCCGAGUUCAAGAAAUGCUCAUAAUCAAAAGUCGACAGUCCCGGUUUCUCCAGGAUUUUUGAAAAAAUGUCCAACUGAUGGAUCUUGCCGACUUCCAAACUGUUAUUGCACACCGCCGGAUAAUUCGACACCCCAAAAUAUUCCGGUUAAGCAGAUUCCUCAAAUGGUUAUGCUCACUUUUGAUGACCCGAUAACGGAUAGAAUUAUAAACACAUUGAAAUCUAUAUUUAAUGGAAAAAUCCGAAAUCCUAAUGGAUGUGCAAUCAAAGGAACGUUCUUCAUAUCUCAUCAAUGGAAUAACUAUGACCAAUGCCAAUGGCUUUAUAGUAAAGGAAAUGAGCUAGCAGUGAACUCCAUAACGAGAGAGGAUUUGUCAAAUAGAACAAAGGAGCGUUGGAUGAGGGAGCAGAAGGGGAUGCGAGAUACAUUGACUGAAUUUAGUUAUGCUGAAAAGUCACAUAUUAUUGGAGCUCGAGCACCCAACUUCAAGAUUGGGGGAGACAUACAGAUGAGCAUGCUCUCAGAGAAUGGAUUUGCAUAUGAUAACUCAAUGAUAGUUAAUGGGCAGUAUUGGCCGCAAACGUUGGAUUAUAAACCAUCUUGGGAAUGCGAACCGCCACAAAAGUGUCCGCAAAAGAUUCAUAGAGGCAUUUGGCAAAUCCCAAUUCAAACCGUCCAAGGCAAUGAUGGAUACUGGUAUAGCACCAUGGAUAGAGCAAUAAAGCCAAGCGACUCCCGCCUUUCGGUGAAGCAAAUGUUAAUGAGAAACUUUCUCACCAAUUACAAAUCGAACCGCGCCCCAUUUGUGCUUACUUUAAGCACUGAUUUCUUAACUUAUCUUCCGGAUAAUGGCGCGAUUUACGCUCUACAAGACUUCCUCUCUGAGAUUGUUCAACGUCAAGAUGUUUAUGUGGUCACGGGAUCUCAGAUCAUUGACUGGAUGCAAAAGCCAACAGAGAUUGCUAACCUUCGAAACAUUAAAUCGUGGCAAUGUAGUUUCUUUAUGAACGACCAUAUACAGCCAUGCGAGAGCCCAUCUGUUUGCUCGUACAGUGGACGUUCCGGAAACCAUGUUGCUCACAAGGAGAUAUCUAUACGAUUCGCAGAUGGGAAUUCAACGAAAAGUGAGAGAGAUCUCGCGAAAUUCCUACUCGCUGAUUAUUACCAAUACACGAGGCCCGUCAAAAAUUAUUCGAGUGUUUUGAAUGUGACCGUACAGCCGCAGAUUUAUAAUCUUGUUGAAGUGAAUGAGCAAAAUGAGCAAAUCAAGAUUUUGCUCUGGUUCCCUCAGAGCUGGCAAGACGAUUAUUUGAGAUGGAACCCAAAAGAAUGGAGUGGUAUUGAAAAGAUUAUAAUUCCGAAGUCGCAAAUUUGGAUUCCGGAUGGGUAUAUAUUCAACACAGUUGAAGAACAAGAGCCUCUAGAAAAUCACAACGCACGAGUACGAUUUGAUGGAAGAGUAGAAGUAGAUUUCAAUAAACUAGUGGACUUAACGUGUCCAAUGUCAGUUCUUUCAUUCCCAUUCGACGUUCAAUUAUGCGCCCUGCAAUUUGGUUCCUGGUCAUAUCAGGCUCACGCGAUUAGCUUUAACGUGCUCGACACUUUUGUUCCAAAGAAUAGUAAGAACUCAGAAUGGGAUAUUGUGUCGUUUAACGCGACAAAAAUUGUUACGAAAUAUGAGGACACGCUAGGCGGUUAUAAUGUUUACGAGGAAAUUUUCUAUUACUUGGAACUUCGAAGGAAGCCAUUGUACUAUAUUGUUGUUAUUUUGUUACCUUCAUUUUUAAUCGUGACAAUCUCAAAUAUCGGAUUAUUCACGCCUCACGGGGUUCAUGGAGAUCGAGAAGAACAUGUAUCAUUGGGUCUUACAACAAUGCUCACCAUGGCAGUCAUUUUGGAUAUGGUUACAGGCCAAAUGCCUCGGAGUAGCGAAGGAAUUCCUCUGCUUGGAAUGUACGUUUUAAUCGAAUUUGUGAUAUCGGUUAUUGCGGUGCUAGUGUCCGUUGUAAUCAUAUUUGCUCAUGAAAGAAUGCUCUACCUUGAAGCCACGCCACCUUAUUGGGUUCAAAGGCUCUUCUCUAACGAUAAAAUCUGUGUAGAAGAAAUUGAAGAGGAUUUCUGCUCAAAGCCAUCUGACAUGAUCCAAGAGCUGAGGUUCUGCAUGGAUGAGAUCAGAAAGUAUAUCGAUGAUCAAGAGUCUUCCGAAAGAGUGCGAAUCAUCUGGCAAAGAUUUUUCUCAUGGGCAGACAUAUUGUUCAGCAUAUUUUUCUUUGUUGUUAAUUGUUUGGUGACCUUUUACAUGUUCAUGGAAUUUAUGUUCUAA